AUGCCGCCUUCGUUAGACAAAUCCGUUGGCGACCGACUAAUCUGCCCUCUGUUAAUUUGGGCAGUGCUCCUUCUCGCCGUUACCCCUUUUGGAGUCCCAAAAUCCACCAAUGAAACAUGCUCCAAUUCCAACACUUACUCCUCUCACGUGGGGUACACUCUCUACACUGACCUUAAAGUCUCUGAGGUGGUGUCUCUGUUCAAGACCAACCCAAUCGCCCUCCUCACGGCCAACACCGUCGACAUUUCCUACUCGGACAUCGAGAACCACAUCCUCCCCGCCCGCCUCUUCCUCAAGGUCCCGCUCACCUAUUCCUAUGACGACGGGAUCUUCAAAUCCGCCUUUGUCCACUACAAGACCCACCCCUCCGACACGCUCUCCUUUAUUGCUGACACCGUCUACUCUGGCCUCGUCUCUGCAGACCAGAUUAACGAAGGGAAACCCAACGCCGUCGGCUCCGACCCUUCCGUCCUCAAUGUCGAAACCAACCUUUGGAUUCCCCUCCCCUACACCUGCUUCAACGACACCAAUAACAACCUCCCUACUAUUUACAUGUCCUACGUUGUCACCCCCGUCUCCCUUUGGUAAUCCUAAACUACCAUAUACGGAUUAUGAUUUCUUUCCUUAUUUCAUGGUGUAUCAAUCAUAGCUCUUAAAGCACAUAAGCAUUUUAAAGCCCCUAAUUUCCUCUAUUUAAUGGGAAGAAAUCCGGUUUAUGCAAGGGGUGACAUGAAUU
Molecule: messenger RNA, 736 nt
Organism: Ipomoea triloba (trilobed morning glory)
Lineage: Eukaryota; Viridiplantae; Streptophyta; Magnoliopsida; Solanales; Convolvulaceae
Product: lysM domain-containing GPI-anchored protein 1-like
Exons: 2
Coding region: 1-588 (195 amino acids)
Source: RefSeq, a predicted model, not a curated record